Molecule: messenger RNA, 5240 nt
Organism: Menidia menidia (Atlantic silverside)
Lineage: Eukaryota; Metazoa; Chordata; Actinopteri; Atheriniformes; Atherinopsidae
Source: the annotation of a GenBank genome assembly
CGAAGGAGGCAGGGAGGGUUAUGUGGAGAAGGAGGGAAGAGGGAAGGAUUGAGUGAGGAGAGCAUUAAGUAGACACACUCCUUCACACAGUCACUCUCCCCUUGCUACUGACAUUUACACUUCAAUAUUUGCUGUCUGCCAGAUUCUUCCUCUGUCCCACGAUGACCCGCAUCGUCUGCCUGAGCCUCCUCCUCCUCCUCCUGCUGCUGUCUCUCUGCCGCCACGCGCGUGGGGACCCUCCGAGGACCACUUUGUCCGCGCGCAGAGCGCCCCGCGCGCCCGCAGCCAAGGUGCGCCUGGCUGGCAACUUUGCGCGCGAGGCGAACGAAGGGCGCGUGGAGGUGCUCCACAACAACACCUGGGGGACCGUCUGCGACGACGAGGUGGACAUUAAACUGGCCAACGUCGUGUGCCGAGAGCUGGGUUUCCGUGCGGCUGUGACGUGGGCUCACAGCGCCAAGUAUGGAGAAGGAACCGGCCCAAUAUGGAUGGAUAACGUACGCUGCGACGGCUCGGAAAAGUCCUUGAAGGACUGCAAACACAACGGCUGGGGGGUGAAUGACUGUAAACACUCCGAAGACCUAGGAAUCGUGUGUACCCCCGAGCGGAGAUCGGAUCAGUCACCAAGCAGGGGCUACACGACCGCUGCCAGGCCCAAUGGCAGAACCGCUCCACAGUGGGGAGGCCUUGUGGCGACCCAGAGGCAUCCAGGAUAUGGAUAUUAUGGAAAUGGCCAUCCGUAUGAGGUUCCCAGGCUUCAAAGACACCAUCACUAUCAGGGUCACAGCAAGGUGCGUAUCGAGGAGGUCCGGCUUCGCCCCAUCCUCAUGGCUACCAAGAAGAAGAGCCUCAUCACAGAGGGUGCAGUGGAAGUGAAGCAUGCUGGGAGAUGGAGACAAGUUUGUGACCUGGGUUGGAGUCUGAACAGCAGCAGGGUCGUGUGCGGGAUGCUCGGCUUUCCAGAGGCAACUCAGCACAACGCUAAGAUGUACAAGUUGAGUAUCAUGGCAAAAAAGAAGGGAUUCUGGGUGGAGAAGGUUCACUGCCUGGGCACCGAGAACAGCCUGUCAGAAUGCCAUGCCCAGCUGUCCAUACCCCGCAGUCCCAGCCCUUGUAAGAACGGGAGACAUGCCGUGGUCAAGUGUGUCCCAGGGCCUCAGUUUUCUCGCAUGUCCUCAGGAAGACCCCAGGCUCCUCAUCCAGUUGUGCCUGUUCGCCUGAAAGCAGGCCCCAGACUGGGCGAGGGACGCGUGGAGGUGCUCAGAGAUGGAAAAUGGGGAACCGUUGUGGAUCACCUGUGGGACCGGACUGCAGCCAGUGUGGUGUGCAGAGAGCUGGGCUUUGGCACUGCGAAGGAUGCCCUGCAAGGAGCCUUUAUGGGUCAAGGUACCGGACCUAUCCAUAUGAACAAUGUACAGUGCACAGGGGCAGAACAUUCCAUCUUGGACUGCUACUUCCAAGAAGUCCAACCGUGGACUUUCAAACACAGCCAAGAUGCCUCAGUACGCUGCAAUGUUCCCAAGACUGGCAUAGAGAAGACGGUGCGGCUAGCUGGUGGCAGAGUCCCAUCAGAAGGCCGUGUCGAGGUGUUGAUGGACGUCGGUGGUCGUAAGCGCUGGGGCUCUGUGUGUAGUGAAAACUGGGGCAUUAACGAGGCCAUGGUGGUGUGCAGACAGCUCGGCUUUGGCUUUGCUGCCAGUGCUCAUCAGGAGACAUGGUACUGGACUGGCAACGCGAAUGCAAGUGAUUUGAUUCUCAGUGGAUCUCACUGCGUGGGCACUGAGCUUUCAAUCCAACAAUGUCGUCGAAACAAUCAUGUCCACUGUCCUCGUGGUGGAGGAACUAAAGCUGCUGGGGUCAGCUGCUCAGACACGGCCCCAGAUCUUGUUCUGGAUGCUCAGUUGGUCCAGGAGACGGCAUACCUGGAAGACCGACCUCUCCACUUGCUGACUUGUGCCAAUGAAGAGAACUGUCUAUCAUCCUCUGCUGCCAGGAUGAAUUGGCCAUAUGGCCACCGGCGCCUGUUGCGCUUCUCCUCACGCAUUAUGAACAUGGGACGCUCCGAUUUUAGGCCCAAAGCAUCGAAAGAAAGCUGGACAUGGCACCAGUGCCACAGGCACUACCACAGCAUCGAGGUUUUCACACAUUACGACCUGCUGACUCUGAAUGGCACAAGAGUUGCAGAGGGGCACAAGGCCAGCUUCUGUCUGGAGGACACGUACUGCCCUGAUGGACUCCAGAAGCGAUUCUCCUGCUACAACAUGGGUGAUCAGGGCAUCUCGGUCGGCUGCUGGGACACUUAUCGCCAUGACAUUGAUUGUCAGUGGGUUGACGUGACAGAUGUACGGCCUGGUGACUACAUCUUCCAGGUGGAAGUCAACCCCUCGAUGGACAUGGCUGAGUCUGACUUUAUGAACAAUGUCAUGAGAUGUCGGUGCAAAUACGAUGGCCACCGAGCUUAUAUGUAUGGCUGUCAUGCAGGUGACGCCUACAGUGCAGAGACUGAAGACUUGUUCGAGCACCAGAGGCAAAUCACCAACAACUUUGUGUAGCCCAUCACAGUGCAAAGGCCUUCCAGAGGGGCACACAGACUAUGCAGGAAGGGUUGGGUCGAUUUGAGACCUUAGGAAUCAAAAGGCCUUCUGCUCCUCUACUUGGCUGAUGUGGACAAAAUACUGAUGAGCAAUUCAUGCCACCGCAGCAACAAUCUCAAAGACUUUCAUUUCAUCUCCAACAACUGUUGAAGCAUCAAGUGUCGGGGGGAACGGCUGACACUUGUCUCAAUAUGUUCUAAAGCUCUAGUUAAAGGAAAAGGUUAUGGAUACAUAUUUUAUCUCUUCAGAUUUUUGUGAAUGUGGAUUACUAAUAACUGAAAAAUGUAACUAAAAAUGCACACGCCAAGACAUUAAGGUUACUGUAACGUAUGUCAGAAUUCCGACAGGGAGCCUGACAGUGCUGGAAAAUCGCAUUCCAGGCCACAGUUUGCAUACACUACCAUAAAUGUCUCAAAAUUUGGAUUGAACUCCGCAGUUGCCUCAUUUGAAAUGAUUGCAUUUCAACAUUAGUUGCGUUUAGGUGCUCUUAAAAAACAACAACACUAUUUUCUAUUAUGUUUAACUAACCUCUCAGAGUGUCGGAUGAUAUGUUGGGUGCUUUUCCUUAACAGGCCGUUUGUUACUGUAGUAUCGCUUUGGCUUUAACAAAAUGAUAAUUCUAUUUAAGAGUAGUAGUGCUUCACAUUUUAAUUAACCAGAGGUCAGUUUAUUGUUUUGAAAGAAAGCACUUUAUUAACAUCAGUAUUCAAGGUUUAGCUCCCAUUCAAUCAGUUGGCAAAUUAACAGUCUAGGAUGUUUAUCUAAUAUGACUAUUUUUUUACAUUUUGGAAACUGAAAUGUAAGAUUUGUCUUUAGUUUUCAUUUUAAAUGUGCUAUUUAUGCUGUACUGUAUUACUUUAUUUAUUCACUGAAUUCACACUUAUGCAGCAUGCUCAGUUAUAGAUUAUCUAACUUUUGAUUGAAAAUUAAUAUUCUUUAGUAUCGCAUAAUUAACGUGAAAGGAAAAUACUUCAUCCAGUAGUUAGAGGGCAGUUCUUUCAGGCAGAUUGAUAAUUGUUGAUUUAUUUUGUUCUAAUCAUUAAAACAAUUGUAACUGCCCAGUUCUCUUCCAGCCUCUCUGAUGGGAGGGAAAAAUGGCCUGACAAAACCACAGCAUUGUGGUAGACAGGCAGGCUGGGUUUUGAGAGCAUAUAAAAAGCCUUUUAAUUACGUCUGUUUGGUUAGACUUAAGGUUAAGGUUACGAGCGAGGCUCAAGUAUGUGCUUUAUAAAGAAACAGCAUGGAAUUGUUGCUUUUAUAAUCAUGAAAAGGGCAAGAAUCUGAAUUUCCAUCCUUUCACAAAUUACAAGGCAGAUUCACAUUUUCUGAGAGAUUUGAAAAUGAAGACGGUGUUCUGAGAGAACGACAAAAGGGAGAAUGUUUGUUGAAGGACUUGUGUAGAUGUAAAGUUUUUACUACAAAAAUGGCUUUUUUUUUGCAGACAGUCAUAGAGAGACCACAGGCUGGCUUUUUCCGCCCCCCAACGAAAACAACAUGUUUGUCUGGGAGAAAAAAUAAACUCCUACAUUCACUCUUCAACAAAGUAAACAGUGGGCUUAUUUUUCCUAAAGCCAGGCCUUCUAAAAUGUACUGUACCUGUCUACACUUUUCUAAAUAGGUAUGAUGAUCCAAGUCCAAUUCAUUUACAGCGUGGAACAUGAGUUAGAGAUGUCGCUCUAUCUUUAAUCUGUUUGAUGUGUUUGAUUUCUGGUCUUAGUGGUUGGACAAGUAGUUUUUUGUUGUUGUUAUUUCAUAGUGGACAGGACUCAUCAGCCAUAAAGACAGCUGUAGACUGAAGUGAUUUUUCUUGAGUGUUCUCUCAACCCUUCUGAGGGUUUUGGUGAUUCUGGCUCUUUGUAGGAGAUUUAACAACAAUUUUAGAUAGAACUAACGUCAGACAUACCAUAAAUUCUGAGUUUAAAUGUUGCUGAUGUGCUUUUCUGUUGUUUUUUGCUCUUUGGCUGACACAUUAUCGCAGUCUGUUCUAUGUUAUUUAAAAUUACAAGCCUCUCCAUAUGUUAAUAUGACUAAUUUUCCUGAUUUUACUGUAACACUACCCAUGCUACGAGCGUAGUUCUGGGAUUUAAUAAUUUAAUGGCCAGUUGUGCUUUUUUUGUAUUUAAAGCUGAGAGUGUGACCUAAUUGCGCUUAUCUGCAGUCAUAAUCAUUUUCAUAAAAAGCUGUGCUCUCAGGGACUUUGACCUCAUCUCAAUAGUAAAACAAAUAUACAUUUCACAUGAUGUGAUUUAGUUAUCUUUUAGCUGUGAUGACACCAAGUGGAGCUGUUUCAUCAGCAAUUACAAAGACCAAUCUGUACCCACAUGUUUUGUUUUGUUUUCGUUUUGUUUUUUUGUUUUACUGGUAAGGCUUUCAGGAACGAUGGUGAUAAGCUGUGUUACAUUUCUGCCAUUAGGGAUUUUCAGAUAAGUGGAUACACACUGGCUGCGUCAGAGUCAAACAACAAUCCAUUCAUUCAUCAUUACUGUGAAUCAAUAAAAUUUUAUCUCAUACUUAACUGUCCUUCCUGCUUCAUUCUUGCUGUUAAAACACAACACAGUACAAUAUUUGAUGAUAAUCAGUGUAGAACUGCUGUGCAAAAAAAACAUAAACAUGCUGUUAUAGAUUGACAUGUUCAUACCAAAAAAA